Daldinia loculata is the source of this 321-nucleotide messenger RNA. RefSeq lists its product as uncharacterized. Lineage: Eukaryota; Fungi; Ascomycota; Sordariomycetes; Xylariales; Hypoxylaceae. The transcript has 2 exons. The record is from RefSeq and is a predicted model, not a curated record. Bases 1 to 321 code for a protein of 106 amino acids.
AUGUUGGGCCGGCUGCUGCUAACUAUCGAUGCCCUCGGCAUAUUCCACAACGCUCAGACAGUCUUCCUCGCCAUAAUCCUGUCCGGGCUGACGCUCUACUAUACGUGGCGGCGGGCGAAGACGCCCGAGCUGCGCCGCGAGUUUAUCUUCAUCAGCGCCAUCACGGGGUCUAUCUAUUGGAUCGCGGGACUCCUCAGCAUCCUGCCUCCCGGCACCAUGGGUGUUGAUCCCGAGUUUGGCGGCCCGGGUUUCCCCCAGAGCAAGAUAUUCGUUGCCUUCAUGGCUACUGGUCUGCUCGGUGCUUGGAUAGAGUAUCGUUGA